UGACAUUUGCGGUGUGAGAAGCUAGUUUGAGAACAGCUAACCGGGUAAAGAUGAGGAACUAGUACAGGAAAUGGGAAAUAUUUUUUCCUUUUAGCACCAGGGUCGACUUUUGUGUUUGACUUUGUUAUAGUUCUCAGAUUACAGAAGACACUUUAUGUCAGAUGUAGCGUUUGAUAAAACUUCCUGUGUUGGCGACCACGUUAAAUAGUUAAGCUAGUGCUUUUUUUUUUUUUUUCUUCUUGAACUUGUGUAGUAAACGUGCGGAGUUCAGGUUGAGGACGCUCUCCAGUUUGCCGUUCUGAAAUGUCCAUACUCUUCUCAUAACCGAAGUUUAAUUUUUAUGCAUUGCAGUAUGCCUUUAAGCGCUUGAGCCGACUUGACAAACUGCGUUUUGCACACAAGGUUAAAAUUAGCUUUAGCCAAGUAGCUCCUUACUCCCUUCUUGCUGCAGCCUUCUCACUUUUCUUCCGCUGACUCGUCGGGACAGGUGUGCUGAAAUUGGGCCAGGUGUGGCGAUACCCAGGGUGCACUGCUACUUAAUCACAGCGUGCACUGACAGUCCACUUCAGGGAUUUUUUUUUUCUGUUACUUCAGUUAAGCCAGAGGUGGAAUAAUGCUGCUCUCUUUGGUUGUGCACACAUACUCGCUGCGGUACUGGUUUCCAGCCACGAUCAUGCUGGGGACAGCCCCAGCUUAUCUGCUGUCAUGGGGGGCUUGGCGCUUACUUUCAACUGUCUUACCAGCGAGUUUGUAUCACAAAAUAGAUGACCGAUUGUACUGCAUCUACCAGAGUAUGGUCCUAUUCUUCUUUGAAAACUACACAGGAGUUGAGAUUGUUAUAUAUGGAGAUAUACCAAAGAACAAGGAGAAUGUGGUCUACCUGUCAAAUCAUCAAUGCACAGCUGAUUGGAUCAUUGCUGACAUGCUUGCCAUCAGGCAGAGUGCUCUUGGUCAUGUCAGAUAUGUCCUUAAAGAUGGGCUCAAGUGGCUGCCACUCUAUGGAUGGUAUUUCUCUCAGCAUGGGGGAAUCUAUGUGAAGCGAAGCUCAAGGUUCAAUGAAAAGGCGAUGAGGAAGAAGCUUCUUGCUCAGACUCAGCGUGGAGCACCGAUGUACCUCGUCAUCUUCCCCGAAGGAACUCGGUAUAAUCCAGACCUCAAGAAUGUUAUCGCUGACAGUCAGGCUUUUGCUGAGAAAGAAGGGCUCGCUGUCCUGAAGCAUACACUAACACCUAGGAUGAAAGCAGCUCACAUAGCCAUCGAUACCAUGAAGGGCCACCUGGAUGCUGUGUAUGACAUCACUGUGGCCUACGAGGGAACGCUGGACAGCUCUGGGCGAAGAAGAUCUGCACCAGCGAUGCCAGAAUUCCUUUGCAAAGAAUGUCCCCGCAUCCACAUACACUUCGACCGUGUGGACAUAAAGGAAAUUCCCUCAGAGCCGGUGUUUUUCCGCAGGUGGCUGCACGAUCGCUUCGAAAUCAAGGAUCGGUUGCUGAGCGAUUUCUACGAGUCGCAGGAUUCAGACAAAAUAUGCAAGUUCCCCGGCGAGGCCAAAUGUUCCCCUCUGAGUCUCUCGAAAACCCUGCCCUCAGUGGUGAUCUUGGGGGGCCUGACUCUGCCGAUGCUGCUGACAGAAAACGGCAGGAAGCUGUACGUGAGAACCUGGGUGUGUGGGACGCUGCUGGGCUGGCUGUGGGUGAACAUUUUUCCUUAACGAACGGGGGCAGACUGCAACGAUGAGACGCACAAAAGACUUGGAGAUGGUGCCAUUUUCCUGUAUUGCGACACAAUGUAUGCUCCGGAUGCAGAACAGUGUCUGAUAAGAGGCUCAGAGAUAUAUUUCCUUUUUUUUUUUUUUUCUUCUUCCCUCCUUUUUCCAAGUUUGACUGUUUGACCGGAGACACUGAGAAAUGUUAACCUUUUGUGCUAUUUGAUCUCUCUUAUUUGCAGCCUGUUAAAGUAUUAAUUUCUCAAGUUAUUGGUCUACUAUGAAAUAAUAAAAUAGCUUCAUACCUCUGUUAAAAUAACUCCCCCUUAUUGGAUUGAGCCAAAUUAGUAUUCUUGCAUUUUGUUUUUCUUUUUCUUUGGUCUUUUGGGCAGUUUAGAGUUUUUAUUAUUUCUGAGAGCAAAGUGUGCCGAGCACUAUAAAAACACAUGCAACGAUCACGGUUGGCUGCCCUAUGAACAAACGCAGCCUGCUGAUGAUUGAUCAUUUAAGUGCACUGAUUUAUUGAUAUUGGUUAUAAUGUUUUUGUUUUAUGCCAAGUCCCAUAUCAGGAAGAUAUGCACUUUCCCUGUGUAAAGUGUUCAUUUUUUUUCUUUUUUACAUUGGUAGAACAUCACGCAGUCCUCUGUACGGGCCUGUAAGGGUGACACCAGCUACGUUGUUUACCAUAAAUAUUAAUCUUUUGUUUUCUGACUAUGAAUGUAGCCAUAAGAACAUGUUUAUUUGCGCGUGUAUGAAAGACUACCCUCCCCUUUUCCUGUUUUCAGCACAGCCUUUUAUCACGAAGCACUGGGAGAGCUCACAGUGGAGGACUGUGUAUUGUCGGAGAUCAUGUUCCACCAAUGUAAAUCAUUACUUUCACCUGAAAAUGUCAGUCAUUGCCAAAACCUGGUGUGUUUGCCAUGAAGAGCGUCUGUGUGUUUUAAGUUGAGCAAUACUUGUCGAUGACAUCAAAGAAAUUUUGUCUGUUCUGUUCCUCUGAGUUUUAAAAAAAAAAAAAAAUCUCAUUUGGUGUUUUUCAUAAUUGUUUGUUCGUAACUUUUAUAUAUGCAUUUGCUACUGCGGUGUUAUGUUCACGUCUGUCUACCUAACAAAAAGCUGACAAAGCCAUGUUAACAGUAUAUAUAUCGCAGGUUCCUGUGCACUCAAAGCCAUUUGUAUUUUAAACAUCGCCGUGUCGUGAAAUGCACUGUAUGUUUGUUGUUGUUUACCAUAAAGAAGACAUUGCAUUUUCCACACGUCACUUUACGUAUUUACAGUCUCCUGUAGCCUGAUGCUUGUUUUUUCCUCGUGUGGAUGGUAUAGUGUAAUCAUGAUUUUUACAUCUUGCUCCGAUACCUCACUUGAAAUAAUCCUUCCUUGUUUUUAAAUGACCUUUGUCAGCCAUUUUCUAGUCAUUUUUAUCCAGACGAGAUCAGACUGUAACUCAUCAGGAAACUCAGUAGACUGUAUUAAAUGCCAACUGUUUUUGGAAAUGUGUGCCUUCUCUUUGGAGGAGUCGGUCCUCGGCCGUCUCGCAGAGCGCCACAGUGGCUCUUUUCCGCCAGGUGACUGCACAGACGCUCUCUGCUGGAGCUGCUGCUCACUGCAGCGCGGCCACGUUGUCUACAGUUCACAGUGGCUUAUUUUGCUCUAAGAAUGCAUGGAUUUACACUUUUUGAGGACUAUUAUUAAAUGGUGAAACCUUUAAUGUGUGUAAGUUAUGGAAGUGGGGGUGAGAAUGAAAUAAAGCAGUUUUCCU
This is a messenger RNA of Archocentrus centrarchus (flier cichlid), 3464 nucleotides long. It is a transcript of the gene agpat5, whose product is annotated as 1-acylglycerol-3-phosphate O-acyltransferase 5 (lysophosphatidic acid acyltransferase, epsilon). Gene Ontology annotation, molecular function: acyltransferase activity. Gene Ontology annotation, cellular component: mitochondrion; endomembrane system; endoplasmic reticulum. Lineage: Eukaryota; Metazoa; Chordata; Actinopteri; Cichliformes; Cichlidae. The record is from RefSeq and is a predicted model, not a curated record. Gene Ontology annotation, biological process: phosphatidylinositol acyl-chain remodeling. Bases 614 to 1711 code for a protein of 365 amino acids. The transcript is spliced from 8 exons.